Molecule: messenger RNA, 1054 nt
Organism: Pistacia vera
Lineage: Eukaryota; Viridiplantae; Streptophyta; Magnoliopsida; Sapindales; Anacardiaceae
Product: F-box protein At2g02240-like
Exons: 3
Coding region: 118-906 (262 amino acids)
Molecular function (GO): protein binding
Source: RefSeq, a predicted model, not a curated record
UAAUACCAUCUUGUUGGAGGCUUCCUUCACUAACCAAAGUCUUGUUCAAUCUCAUACGUAACUAAGACAUUACCAUAAAAUCAAGAGUUGGAUAGAGGGAAAGCUAGAAAAAAUCAAAUGGAUAUGAGUGUUGUUCUUCCUGAAGAGUGUUUAUCCCAAAUCACAUCCCUUACAUCUCCCAGAGAUGCAUGCAGAUUAUCAGCCGUGUCUCCUUUCUUCAAAUCUGCUGCUGAUUCUGAUGCCGUCUGGGAGACGUUUCUGCCAUCAGAUUACGAGGGAAUCAUUUCCAAUUCAGCCUCAUCGUCUCUGUUGAGUACUUGCUCGUCCAAGAAGGAACUUUACUGUCAUCUUUCCCAUAAACCCAUCUUCAUCAACAGUGGCAAUAUGAGCUUUGCACUAGAGAAAGAGAGUGGAAAAGUUUGUUGCAUGGUUGGGGCAAAAGCAGGGAUCUCUGUCACAUGGGGAAGUAAAUCCUAUUGGACAUGGCCAUCUCUACCAGAAUCCAGGUUUCCUGAAGUGGCUGAAUUAAAGCCUGUUUGUUGGUUCGAAGUUAAGGGAAAAAUAGAGACCAAACUUUUGUCCCCUGAAACCACCUAUGCAGCUUACCUUGUGUUCAAGUUUGCUGACUCCAGAAAUGGAUUUGACACCAGACCUGUAGAGUUAUGUUUCUACGUUGGAGGAAUGGAGGAGGAAGAAAGAAGUAAGGUGUUUCUUGACGCUCGGGCGGGUGCGCCCAACCUAUCUCAAGAUCGAGGAGACGGGUGGAUGGAGAUUGAGAUCGGUGAAUUCUUUAAAAAGCAUGGAGAAAAUGAAGGCGUGGUGUAUAAUUUGUUUGAUUUUGAUGGUUUCAGCAGUAAACAUGGCCUGAUUAUAGAAGGAAUUGAGCUGAGGCCUAAAAGUGUUUGAUAAAAGGGGUUUGGACAUAUAUACACAACUUAAUAAUCAUUUCCCCCAAAAUGUAUAGGAUUUAUUUAAAGGACAAAUCUAGUUGUAAAAUUCUACUUACCAAUUAUAUUUUUAAUGAAAUAACAAAUGAUAUAUUCUUAAUAUAUAA